Messenger RNA from Chondrus crispus (carragheen), 225 nucleotides. RefSeq lists its product as hypothetical. Lineage: Eukaryota; Rhodophyta; Florideophyceae; Gigartinales; Gigartinaceae. The record is from RefSeq and is a predicted model, not a curated record. The transcript has a single exon. The coding region runs from base 1 to 225 and encodes 74 amino acids.
AUGGAACCACUUUCAGGUUGUGAGAAGUCCACAAGCCUCCAAUCUCGUGGUGACGACUCUGUCGUGUUUGAUGCAAAAGAGCGAAUUGAAUUGUCCACAUCCAAAUCAAAAGACUUGUCAGCACUUGAGACAGAAAAUGGAAUCUCGACCCAAAUUUCAUCCUUCCUUUCCUCGGGUGACAUUGAUGGGAUAGCGGGAGCUACGUCUUCCUCCAAGUAUGGAUAG